UGCUGUGGGAGUAUACAAUGGUGCAGCCACUACAGAAAAUGAUAUGGAGGUUCCUCAAAAAUUAAACAUAGAAUCACCAUGUGAUCCGGCAAUCCGACUUUGGGUAGACGCACAAAAGAAUCUUUUCAUCCAGGAUCUUGAAGAGAUAUUUCUACAACCAUGUUCCCAGCAGCAUUAUUCACAACAGCCAGAAGGUGGAAGUGACCCAAGUGUCCAUUGAUGGAUGAUGGAUAAACAGAGAGUGGAGUAUCCGUACAAUGGAAUACUAUUCAACCGCAAGAGGGAGUGAAGUCCCAAUUCGUGCUCCAAGGUGAACGAACCUUGAGGACAUUAUGGUACGGAAAAUAACUCAAUCACAAAGGGCCAAUACUGUGUGAUUCUACUUAUAUGAGGGCCCUAGAGUAGUCAAAUACAUAGAGACAGAGAAUAGAAUGGUGGUUUUGGGGAAUGGGGAACGUGUUUAAUGGCCACAUUGACAAGGCUGCAGGGACCCAGGACAUGGUCUAGGAGCCAGGACUUGGGCUUGUCCCGCUUGGUGAAGCUCCCCGUUCCAUCCUAAAACCCACAGAAGCUGUGUAGGAGGGAUCCUCUGGCGCUGGGCCUGCCUGAACCGCCCAUUUCAGCAGCUCCGGCAUCGCACCGCAUGGGAACCUGGGGAGGAGAGGCGUCUGGUGCAGAAAGGAUCGCUGGUCUCUGGAUGGCAGGUGGCUGAGAUGCUGCUCGUCACUGUCAGAGCAUGGAGGCAUCUUGGAAGCCCAUCGCAUGCAGCUUCCUUAUUUCUCAGCCGAGGCCUUUGAGGCCAGAUGGGGCGGUGACUCAUCCAGGGUCUCACAGGGAGCAACCCCUGAGCUUGUCCUUUCUUGAGGUCUGACAGUACUAUGUCCACUCUCAAGUGUGAGCAGCUCCUGGCAGGUGCCCUGGGCACGUUGGCUGAGUUGAGCCAUGAAAGUCCUGCCACCUGGUACAGAGGGAGGGGUCCACACAGGCACUGGUGGCUGGUGUGGACCUCAGCUCACCUUCUCGGGGAAUCACACAGGUGGCCAGGCCAGUGUCUGCCUUUACGUCCUAGAGGCCAGUGCAGAGCUGUGCCUACUGGGCGCUUGACAAAUGUAGCCUAGACAGGCGGGGCUGGGAAGUCUGCACAGUGGUGGCGUGAAAAGGGGCUGGUGAGCACAGGACCCAUGGGGGCAGCAUCCUGGCAGAGAUCCUGUCACGCUAUGUGGCUGGGUGUGGACUUGCUGUGGUUGGCUGAAUAGUGGCCACUUCCUAGUCCCCAGAACCUGUGACUAUUGCCUUAUAAGGCAAAAGAGUGAGGCACAGGUGAGAAAGAACUGAAGAUUGUGUGAUGAGAAGAUUAUCCGGGAUUGUCCUAAAGGCUACCUCAAAUGUCCUUGUAAGAGAGAGGCAGAGGGUGAUGACACAGACACGAGGAGAGGGCCACGUGAGGAUGCAGGUGGAGGCAGAGUCAUGUAGCCAGGAAUACCGCAGCCACCAGGGGCUGGAUGAGGCGGGAAGGAUCCUCUGGGGAGCCGCUGGGGAGAGCGCAGCCCUGCCCACCCUUGAUCUGGGGCUUCUGGCUGCCAGAACUGAGAGAGAACAGACUUCUGCUGUUUUAAGACCCCAGUUUGUGGUGAUCUGUUGCAGCAGCUGCAGGGAACUCACACACCCACCUUGAGCAACAGUCGCCUGGUGUCGUCACCGCCAGACGACUCAUGUCACACCGAGACGGUGUGGGGUCCACCAUCGUACUUCCUCCAUUCCUUUCAUGGAUUCUGAUCAGGCAGCGCGCCCUCUCCCCGCCUGCUCUCUCCUCGCGCAUCUGGGAAGUCCUGAAAUACAGGAUCCGCACACUUGCCCUGAGUUAUGCUGGGAGGUGGAAGCAACACAAACACAUGUUGGCUCCCCAGGUUGGCAUGUGCUUCCGCCGCUGCCAAGACCCUGAUGGAGCUCGUCAGAUCCACACGGGACACUGACCGUGUCUGGCCCUCCUCCCCUCGCCCACCACACUGGCUCUGCAGGGGGUGGUCCUGGGCGUGGUGGCCUGCAGGCCUCUGAAGCAUGUGGUUUCUCCAUAGUCAAACGCUGCCUGGCCGGCUGGCGGGGCACAUGAGUCCCUCUGCCAGCAGCCUCAUCCUUCUCUUCUCUCUUCCCGGCUCUCCUUGCUCUGCCCUUGCUUGUCUAAGCAGAGCUCUCGUCCAGCUUCUUGGGGCCAUCACUCAUUCACGACUCCACGGUAUUCAACUGCCUGCUGUGCACCAGGGUUUGUGCCACCUCCAGGACACACCGAAGAGGCUGACCCUGUUCCAGCCAUGUGGAGCUUGCCGUCCAGGGGUGAUGGGCAUUUACCACCCAUCACAGAGGCCUCGAGGGGAAAGGACAGGGGCCCGAGCUCACCAGUGGGCCCCUUGAGGCUCUGGGAAUGCACGGGAGUCCAGCAGGCAGCUGGAGAGAAUGGGGGAACAUGUGUGGAGCCCCAAGGUGGCGGGGCCAGCUCAGGAAGUGGCGGGGGGCCGGCAUGCCAGAGCCGAGCAAGGGACAGUGUGGGGCUGAGCUGAGGCCACAGGAGUGGGUCAGCCGUCAGCCAGGCAGGGUCUGCUACUCGGCCAGGGGAGGAGGUGAGGGUUCCCCUGUCUUGUGGGCAACGGAAGCUGGGAAAGGGAUGAAGCCAGAGUGUCACACUGUUGGAUUCCAUCUCCCUGGGUGGGCGCACUCUAGGAGGCCAGGGGGAGCAGGAGGCCAUGAGGAGUGGCUCAGAUAGGGGCAGCGACACCCAGAGGAGAAAUGUGGGGCUAAGGAGGGCAGGCCAGGGGGUGGGCGUGGGUGUGCAGAAAGGGGAGGAGCGGAUCCAGGACUAACUGGGCAGAACUGGGGUCACCCCUGAGAUGGGAGCCUGGGGGCGUGAGCACUGCUCUGCUCUGGGGGGAGAUUGGAGUCCCACGUUGAGCUUUUUGGGUGCAAGGUGACUGUGAGACAUCCAAGGGUGACAUAAAGUUGCCGUGGGGUGGCUGGGCCUGGGGCACAGAGGAGCCAGGGUGUCAGCAAAGAGCCACGAUGGAGGCAGCAGGGGUGAGAUGAUCAGCAGAGGAGGAGAGGAGAGAGGACCAGCCUUGGGCACUUUGAUGUCACUGGCCGGGGGAGGGGCUCCAGGGUAGAAGGAGAUGGCUCCCCAGAUGGCAGGAGGGUUGGGUGCACAGCGCGGGGCCACCCCUGAGAGCGGAGCAGGAGCAGCUCGCUCCCCAGUGGAGGAGCAGAUGAUGGUUGGGGCAGCUUGUCGGGCGUGGAGCUGAGCCUUCUUCUGGGCUCAGAGCCCCUGGGCUCUUCCGACGGGGCACUGGGUCUUCUGGGCGAAUUCAGGAGAGUUGUGAGGUUCCUGGAAAGUGGGGAGAGGAACAUGAGAAUCAGUGAAUUGCAGACAGUGGUGUCAGGAGCCACCUGGGCCCCAUGACUGAGGGUAAGGGUCAGGACUGUGGGACCCCCCACUCCUCUGCACCAAUGCCCCUCCCUGCAGGUCAGAAUCCCACAGAGAUGGAGGAUGGCAAACGGCAGUGGAUGUGGAGGACAGAGCGGGAUGCAGGUGGAGUGUGAGGUGGACCAAGGGUGUGUGUGUGUCCUUGCACCUGAGCAGCUGCCCUGGGCAAGGGGAAGAUGUGCUCUGGGCAACCCCAGAGGACAGGACUGGGCUAGGUUUGAGGAGGGAAAUCUGUCUCUUUGCUUGACAGUGGGAAGGGCUGCCCUGUGAGGUGAUGAGCUCCCCGUCCUGGGAGGCAUGGAAGCAGAGACUGGGGCUGUAGCUCUGCAGAGGGGCUUCCAAGCACAUGGAAGUGAGGGGCCUUGGAUCCCGGUUCUGCCCGCAGCUCUGACUCAGGUGCAGCUCCCUGGGUGUCUGAGGCCCACGCAUGGGUGGGGGCGGGGGCCUCCUUGCAGGGCUGCAAGGGCAGUGUCUGACAUACCUGGCUGGGGGUCUUCUCUACGCUUCGCUGUUUGUAGAUCCACCAGUGGGGAGCACCUGAUGCACAAGGCCAGCCCAGAGGGGCGGGGUCAGUGGGAGCAGCUCCCUCCUGCUGGUUGGGACUUGCACAGCCCUGAGCAGGGAGGUGGGCUGGGCCUGGCAGGGCGCCCAGCGCAGGCGCGGGAGGGAGCCAGCAGGGUGUGGCUUCCCAUCCUGGCGAGGUGGAGCCACGGAGACGUCCCCUAGCACCAGACUUUCUCCAGCGCCAGGCCCAGGGAGCCGGUGCCCCACUGGCAGACCUGCUCCUUACCUGCACCUGAGCAGGUGCCUCCUCCCAGCCCGUCUGCACAGCUAGCCUCAGAGAGCUCUUCACCGGCUGUCCUCUCUGCCCGGGCCCCAGCCAUGGCCGUGCAGGUGCCCCUGUGGCACCACUACCUGCAGGCCAUCCGCUCUCGGGGGGCACCCCGGGCGCAGGACCACCAGCGUGCCGAGAACGUGUUGUUCACAGUGCUGGAGCACGUGCAUGCCCGGGACCCCCGCUUCCUCGUGGACUACUCCCACGACCUGGAGGCCUUCCAGUUCACCCUGCGCUCCUCGGAGGACCCGCUGGACAUGGAGGUGCCCCUGUGGGUGGACGCAGAGGCCCUCCUGAUCGAGGAGCUGGGGGUCCCUGAGACGGGGGAUGGCCCCGCAUCCUGCCGCCUGGGCGUCCCCAGGGAAGUGCCCGGCCUGGAGCGGUGGAUGACCGAUGACGUCUUCAGCGCUUCCGAGGACAGCACCACAUGCUGUGGCCACAUCGUGCCUGGCAAGGUCCUGCAUGUCCUCAAGGACCUUCUGGUGGCAGCCAUUGUGCACUGCAAGCACCACAGCCUCAUCACGCCAGGUUCCCUGAACGCAGCCAGCCUGAGGGAGGAGGGGCUCUGUCUGUCCCUGCUGGUGUCCAGUGGCUGGAGAAUGAUCCGCUUCAACAUCGUGCCCGUGGUGCGGAGGAAGCACAGGGUGCCCGCCCUGGAAGGGGCCCAGCUGAUGCCCUGCUUCCCCGAGGGCAGCUUGAAAAGAAUCAUCAGCCAAGAGGUGCCCCUGGUGCCGGCCAGCGCCCAGCACUGGAGGGUCUCCACUGACUACCUGCUCACGAGGCUGCUCGGAGCACUGGGCUCCCUCCAGGGCCACCGCCUGGACAGUCUCUCCAUCCUGGACCGGGUCAAUCACGAGAGCUGGCGUGAUGGUGGCCAAGGCCCUGGUCUGACGUUCGGCCACCUGAAGAUGGUGCUGCUGUGGGCCUCGGUGCUCUUCCCGGCACCCGAGGACUGGGCAGAGCUGCAAGGGGCCACAUACCGUCUGCUGGUGGUGCUGCUCUGCUGCCUGGCCACCAAGAACCUGCCCCACUUCCUCUACCCCGAGCGGAACCUGCUGCAGGACUCCGGCCUGGACCUCAACGCCCUGUACCAGCGUGUGGAGCGCUUUGCCAGCCAGCCCGAGGCGUUUCUGCGCAUCCACGUCACCCACCUGGGCCGCAGCCCCCCGCCGCGCAUCGGCAACGGGAUCAAGGCGCUCCUGCAGCUGCCCGCCAGUGACCCCACCUACUGGGCCACCGCCUACUUCGACGUCCUGCUGGAUAAGUUCCAGGUCUUCAACAUCCAGGACAAGGACCGGAUCUCAGCCAUGCAGAGUAUCUUCCGGAAGACCAAGGCCUUGGGUGGCGACGAGAGCUGAGCUGGGCUGCCCAGUCUCUGCCACCCACAGCCUGGCUGCACUGCCCCACGGGAGGCUCCUGGGACACUUGGAGAAGGGAACGGACUUCACCUUGAGGCGGGCGGUGGCUGGUGGAGGGACUUCAUCCCCAGGGACCACCUCAGACCACCCAGGGGACAGCCUCCCGGGAUCUGAGUGCUGAGCUGCCGGCAUCCUGGAGCAACUGCCUUGUCUCCCCAGGCAAGGCCUGGGAUGAAGGUGCCGUGUACUUCACGUGAUGUGUGUUGACCCAUCCCGUGGGAUGUCAUCAAGACUCUGAAAACCGAGUGUCUACAUGAAACCUGGAGCUCAGGAGCUUGUCCCCACCUGUGUUGUAUGCUUCUCUGUGGUGAUGAAAUACUAUAGACCAGAUCUUGAAUAAAUUAAUGUGUUGGAUAUACACAAUGGGGAUGGUGCCCACCA
Messenger RNA from Equus caballus (horse), 6103 nucleotides. It is a transcript of the gene MAB21L4, whose product is annotated as mab-21 like 4. Lineage: Eukaryota; Metazoa; Chordata; Mammalia; Perissodactyla; Equidae. The record is from RefSeq and is a predicted model, not a curated record.